This is a messenger RNA of Aspergillus eucalypticola CBS 122712, 1065 nucleotides long. RefSeq names its product thioesterase family protein. The transcript has 2 exons. The coding region runs from base 1 to 1065 and encodes 354 amino acids. The record is from RefSeq and is a predicted model, not a curated record. Lineage: Eukaryota; Fungi; Ascomycota; Eurotiomycetes; Eurotiales; Aspergillaceae.
AUGUCUCCCCCUCCUCCUCCAGCCCACGGCCCGGCCUUCGAGUCCGCGAUCAAAGUAACUCCCCUCAGCUCGCACCGCUACUCAGCCCAUCUUCGCAAAGAAUGGUGCAUCGGAGCAGUCCCCCACGGCGGCUACACUACCUCCGUCCUGUACCGUCUCGCCCUCGUGCACUUCGCGCACACCCACCCAGAUCUCUACAAGAACAGUCCCGCGACCCCGAUCUCCAUGCAACUAGCCUUCCUCCGCCGCACAGCGGCAGGUCCCGCCGUGCUGAAAGUCGAGGAUACGAAGCUGGGACGGCGGACGAGCACUCUACAUGUGAUGCUGCUCCAGAAGCCUGAUAGCGGCAAGCGGAAGCAAUCGCAGUCGUCUACUACGGAAGGGAAGAACGGUGAGGAUGACGAGGACCUCGAAGUCAAGGUGGCAGGAUACAUUACCGUUAGUCCCGCGGACGCUGAAGAGGGACUUAGUGUUACGACUGGGUGGAAGGUUAGCAGUCCUGCGCCGGCGGCUGGAUCGAAUGGAGAUGGGUCGGUGAACUUCGGGACGUUAGGAAGGACAGGGCGUGAUGGGGCGUGGGGGAAGCUUAUACCGGAGCAUUCGGGGUUCCGGAAGGCGACGGGGCAGACGGAGUUCUAUGUGCCUGUUCAGCUUAGUGAGGAGGAGAGGAAGCAGAGGAAGAUGAAUGUGGAGCAGUGGGUGAGAUUCCGGCCUGCGGGGGAUGUGAAUGCGCGGUGGACUAAUGAGGCGCUGGUGUAUUUGACGGAUAUGUUUCCUGCGGCGUUGGCUGGCUUUGAUGAUGCGGCGGAGGAGGCGGCGGUCGGGGGUGGGAAGGGGUUGUUUUGGUUUCCCACGGUCACGUUGAAUAUUGAUCUGAAGAAGAGGUUGCCGGAGGAAGGGGUCGAGUGGUUGUAUAGUCGGGUGUAUACGAAGAAGGUGCGGGAUGGACGCACGGAUUUGGAUGUCACGGUGGUGGAUGAUAAGGGGGAUGUGGUGGCGUUGAGUACGCAGGUGGGCUUGGUGUUGAGUGCCAGUCGCAAUAUCGGGUCUCGUGCGAAGUUGUAG